UUUUUGCCCUUCGGGGAUUGCCUUACUGAACUAGUUGCAUUUGUAGCUAUAAAUCCAACUCGUUAGCAGCAUUUGUAACGCAGUUUCUGUAUAGGCUAGCACCGUUACCUCCCAACCUUUACAAAAAUGUCUGACGACGAUUGGGAGACUGCUGAUGUUGAAGCCUCUCUUGCCAAGCCUGCACCUGUCGCAGCUAGGCCGGCGCCGGCGUUUGAAACAAAGGGCGAGGCUAUCUUAGCAAAGAUCAAUGGGCCAGAUAUGUCCCAAUUCGAGGACGAGGACAAGAACUUUACAGCGCCAGUAGAGCACCAUGUCCCCGCUCCUCAGCCAAAGAAAAAAGAGGAAAAGAAGUAUCGGGAAGAGCGAGGAGUUGUCAUCGAUGACACGCCUCUGGACGACCCUAUCGCGGAGAAGCUGCGGCAGCAGAAGCUGGUUGAGCAGGCGGACUACGAGGCAGCUCGGGAGCUCUUUGGGGGUGUGUCCACCCUGAGGCCGCUGGACAGCUACCUGCCCAAGACGCUGAAGGAGUUUGAGGACUUUGCGGCGGAGAUUGUGGCACGGCACGUGGCCACCCACCGCGAGUCGAAGCACUACAAGGCGUUUGUGAAGGCUCUGGUGAAGGCGGCGGUGGAGCCGCUGGGGCCGGAUGAGGUGAAGGACGUGGAGACGAGUCUGGCGGGCAUCCGGUCAGAUAAGACCAAGAAGAAGAAGGAGGAGGAGGACAAGAAGAAGGGCGCCAAGAAGAACCUCAACAUGGGUCGACAGGGGCUGUCGGCCGGGCUGGAUGACUAUGUGUACGAGGAUGUGGACGGAGAUGACGACUUCAUGUAAACGGAGUGGUGCCAGUGCUGAACACAAGGUGGCGCGGAUGCUCGGAACGGUGGUGUGGUGCGGCGGCGGCGCUCCUUGUCAUGCGGCUGCAUCGAUGUGCGGCGAGGUCGCAUGUGACACGGGGGGGUUCGUGCAAGGGAUGGGUCAUGGGUGGGAGGCGAGGCGAUGCGGGGGCGGGAAUUGGGAGUUGGCUGUGAGGGGCGUGCAUGCAAGGAGGGGUAGGGCAACUUGUGGGUGAUGGGGCGGGAUUGCUGCGUCUGUCAGGGGCGGCGCUUCAGGAGGGGACACGGGUCGCCGGUAUGGGUCGGUGACCUCUGCUUGAUGGCCCCCGCCAGUAAUACGCUGAGAGUCGGGAGUUGGAGCGACGACAUCGAGUUGCUGCCUUGGCACGUUUGGAGGAUUGUGCAGGAUUUUAAGGACUUGUACUUCUUGUUGCCACCGGAAUGGUCCUCUCCUUAUCGCUUUUUUGAGCUGGGUCUUUCAUGUUCGGGUUGGUCAGGAGUCACUACUGCAGUGUGCGGUUUGUGGCGCAGAUUGCAGCAGCUGGUAGUGAUUUUGUUUUGCCCAGACUGGCCCAGAUAACGGCAGGAGAGCACGGAGAAGCUAGGCUGUUUUAACCUCUGGGUUUCGGGGUUUGCCACAAUUCGGCUGCGGACGCGUCAGCAGGGCGGGAUCACAACCCAGAUAUAUCUUAUCCUAUCUGUCCCGGAUGUCGUUUGACAGCGGGGUCUUGACACCUUUCCUGCUGCUGCAUAUCCUGUUGUUGUGGGCGUUCUUGAGGGCCGGAGGCAUCAGUGUUGACUACGCGGGUACGUGCAAGGUUGUAAGCGGGC
Molecule: messenger RNA, 1664 nt
Organism: Astrephomene gubernaculifera
Lineage: Eukaryota; Viridiplantae; Chlorophyta; Chlorophyceae; Chlamydomonadales; Astrephomenaceae
Source: the annotation of a GenBank genome assembly